Molecule: messenger RNA, 3173 nt
Organism: Megachile rotundata (alfalfa leafcutting bee)
Lineage: Eukaryota; Metazoa; Arthropoda; Insecta; Hymenoptera; Megachilidae
Cellular component (GO): nucleus
Molecular function (GO): mRNA binding; RNA 7-methylguanosine cap binding
Source: RefSeq, a predicted model, not a curated record
AUAGUAAAAGCGAAUGUGUACCAUAACCUAUCGCGUUGUUUCUCUUGGUGCGUUGUAAAUAGUUGUUCCACUAAUUAAUAUUUCAUGUGUUUCUGUGCACAUUUCAUAACCUUGUGAGAAAGUAGAAACGAAUCUUGAAAAAUGGAUGAAACAAGCGAACCUAUGGACGUGGAAGUAGAUCCAGUCACAGAUGACAGUAAAAUUGUUGAUCCUGUUGAAACUGAUGUAAAACCGUUUAUAUUAAACGAUGUGCAAGUACCGGAGGUACAUGUGGACAGCCGUUAUGAAAAUCGUGGUGGUAUGUUUACAACAGGCAUAGAUAUAUUUAGUAAAGAAGAAAAAUUGAAAAUGGAAGAGAGAGCCAAACGUUUUGGAUUAACGGAUAAGAUAAAACCCAGCCUGUCGAAUCAAGAGCAAGACUUAUAUUCUAGUAUGGGCAUUGUAGAAGAUAAUGAAAAUACGAAAAAUAUCAGACUGAACGUGAUACACAUGAGGGGCACAGAAGAAAUGAGUACUAAAGAUGUAUUCAAGUAUUUUGAGGAUUAUGCUCCAGCAUCCAUUGAAUGGAUCAAUGAUGUGUCAUGUAAUGUGGUAUGGUUAGAUAAUGUGUCUGCAGCCAGAGCUAUGUUAGGACUAUCCAAAAGAAUUGUGGGUUUAGAGAAGCCAGAUCAAAAAAAUUCAAAAAUAUUUGAUAGCAAUCCAACUGAAGAGAAUAAUGUAACCAAUAAUGAGUGUACCAUAGAAAUGAAUGAUGAUGAAGCUGUAAAUGAAACAAAAGAUACAGGAGACCACAUAAAUAUCAAAGAUAUCAAUUGUCCAUUGCCUCCUGGUUUGUGGAGAAAAGGAGUGGACUACCCCAAGUCUAAAGCAAUAUUUCUCAGGUUUGCUACUAGAGCCGAUAAAAAGCAACCAAAUGCUGAAAAAAUGAGUGAAUAUUAUAAAAAAUAUGGCAACCCUAAUUUCGGAGGUAUCAAAGGAAUUUUAACUGAAUCCCGUAAGCGAAUGUACAAACAAAUUAAGCAGAAUAAAAGAAAGUUUAGAGAUGAUGGAGAAGAAAAUGCUAAAGAUAACAAACGCGUAAAAAAUCCAUGGGGUGCGCUGUCCGAAAGUUGGGGACUAAACGACGCUAUGGAAAACGAUUUUGUUACGAAGAAUGAACCUAAAGAACAGGGUCGUAGUGUAAAAGAAAGGUUAGGCGUAAAGCAACCUCCGAAAGAUGUAACGCAGGCCGAGGAGCAGAGCAGUUCAAGUAAUGAAAGCGAAGAUGAUUGGUGUAAGAGGAGUAAAGUAUUACGGAUGCGAAUGCAUGCAGAUGACGAAGAAGAAAAAAUACAUAAACGACGAGCAAAACUUAGACAGCAAACAAUGUUAAACAAUUUAAACAAGGAUAAUGAUUUACGAUCGAGGCUCGGUAGGUCGAGAAAAGGAAUGCAAUUCCGUGAUGCAAUUCAAGUGGUUGUAACGAAUACAAAUGCGGCAAAGUCUAAUCCGUUAAAACUGAAUGAGUCAGAGGAAGAAGAUGGUGAAAUUAUAGAAGAUAAUGAAAGUCAAGAAAAAGAAGAAGGUGAAUGGCAAGCAUCAGAUGAAGAAGAGCAAGAAGAAGAAGAGGAAGAUGAUGAAAAUGAAGACUACAGCGACGAUGAUAGCGAUAGACCUGCGAAAGAAGUACAAGGGCCUAAAGGCAGUGUAAUAAAAGUAGUGCAACACAAACCCCGCGUUGCUUCGACGGUAUGGGCGAGAUUGAAUCAUGUAAAAAGCGAAGUCAUCGAUAACUCUGUAAAAGACAGGCAACCAAAAGUACGAGAUCUAAGGAGUACUUUAAAAGGCGGUGAUCUUCGAUCUCGCAUCGGUAACCACACGAGAGGACGUUCUCCAUUAAGGAUAGAAGUGAAAAAUGAUAAAUAUACAGAGGAAGGAAGUGAAACGGAAUAAUUGUUAAUUAAUUGAAAGAAUUAUCAUGAAAGUGUGAGAUUGGUUGUGGUGUUUCUGUGGAGGAAUGCAACAUGGUGAAAACUAUAAUUGGUGUAUAAAAAUAUAGAAAAUGCACUCAUUACUCCGAAUCUGCUACGACUUCAGUCGUACACUUUCGUACACUUUUACUAAAGUAACACAUUGCAUGAUUUGUUUUAAAACUACAUGAGGAUAUUAUCUUGCGGAUGUAUUUACUCGUGUUAUUCGAUACGUGCGACAAAAUCUUGUUCGUUUAUUAUUGAGUUCUAAACUAUGAAAUUUGUAAUGUUACGAGGUUUAAUUUCAGUUGGUUAUUUAUGACAGAAAUGGUUCGCUUUGUCAAAUGAAUUGCUUGCUCGAGAAUGUAAGGAUUAAACAUUUUGUUUUUGGUUCAUAAUUUUUAUACACACUGACUUUUUGAUAUUUAAGAUAGGAGUAUCUUUUAUAUAAUGAUAAUAUAUUUUGUAUAUUUUCCUGUCUUUAAAACGGGUAAUGAGUGCUUCCUGAAAUGUACAUAGAUAUUACCUAACAUAAAUGAUCAUAAAAGAAGGUCUCGAAGUACUGAGAAACGAUAUAUUUUUAAAUAUUCGUUUGUCUGAUCGAUAAUAUUUUACGAUGAAUUAUGCGUUUUUAAUAAUUACAUUAUUGCAAUAUAAUCAAAUCAAAUCAUGUUCUAGAAAAAGGUAUUUUCAGAUAUUUUGUAACAACGGAACUGAUACGCUGUCAUACGAUAAAAAUAUUUGCAAAUGAAUAUUUCAUUCAUUAUGCAUCGAAAUCGUGAUAAUGAUUUACACAAAUUUUUUCUCUUUAAUUUUCAAUAAUAAAAUUAGUAAAAAACAGAAAAGCACUUGAUAAUGCUCAAUAUGAUUGUAAAUAAAAAUAAAAUUAUGCGAGUAAUUGAUAGUAAUACGUACAAAGCAUUUAGGAUAUAUUUUCCUUACGUAUUUUGCAAAUAAUGAAAUGUUUCGUAAUCUGUAAUUUCUCAGAAUUGUACAUUAAAGAAACCAACAAAAAACGCGAUGUAAUAACGAUGGUUAAACCAGUUUUCUUCGAAUACAAAACAAAGACUUUUCUGUGUGCAAUUUUUCACGUAUCAAAUAAGAGGAUAAAGUAACAAAACGAGAAUAGAAUUAGAUACAACAGUGGGAAGUAAGGAUAAGAAUAAUUGUGACAUCGAUUCCGAAUAAUUGACCAAUAAAGCCGCUUUUAUAUUAGCACAAUAA